AUGUUGUCGUCAAUUGCUCUCGCUUCAGCCAUCCUGGCCACCACCAUCUCGGGCCACGGCAACCUCGUCACACCUCCUCCUCGUGUGCCUGGCCCAGCCAUGGUGGUAGCCUGCGGCCAGCAGAACGUUGACUCUGUGCUGGCAGACUCCGGCAUCCCGCUAGAGAAUUUCCGCAAUGUCCCCGCAACCUGCCAACUCGAUUUGUGUCGCGGCGCCACAUUCACAGACAAUACGGACCGUGUUCAGACGUUCGCCGCCGGUCAGGUCGUACCGAUCACGGCCGAGAUUCCUAUCCCCCACGAGGGACCCUGCAAUGUUUCCCUUGUCGACACAGCAUCCAACACCGUUAUUGGUCUACCUCUCAUCUUGUUCCAGAGCUACGCAGACGAGAAUCUCGCUCAGCUCCCUCCAAACAACACGGCGUUCGAAGUCACUAUUCCUCAGCUGCAGCCUGGGCAGUGCACACAAGCAGGCGAGUGUACGAUGCAGUGGUUCUGGUUCGGUACCAACGCUCAGCAGACGUAUGAGAGCUGCGUCGACUUUGUGUUGACUUGA
Messenger RNA from Verticillium alfalfae VaMs.102, 555 nucleotides. RefSeq lists its product as hypothetical. The coding region runs from base 1 to 555 and encodes 184 amino acids. Lineage: Eukaryota; Fungi; Ascomycota; Sordariomycetes; Glomerellales; Plectosphaerellaceae. The transcript has 2 exons. The record is from RefSeq and is a predicted model, not a curated record.